This is a messenger RNA of Diaporthe batatas, 2883 nucleotides long. RefSeq lists its product as uncharacterized. Bases 1384 to 2883 code for a protein of 499 amino acids. The transcript is spliced from 2 exons. The record is from RefSeq and is a predicted model, not a curated record. NCBI's taxonomy places the organism in Eukaryota, Fungi, Ascomycota, Sordariomycetes, Diaporthales, Diaporthaceae.
UUUUUUUGUUUGCCCAGCCAGAAUUCGCAUUCGUUGUUCCUGCCAUAGAGAGUCUUGUCUCAUUCCCUCAAUUCGUUCAGCAUGCAACUCUGUCACCUGCCGCUGAUAAUCCAACUCACUUGCUCGCUCGACUGAAUAAAUUAACCUACUGGCUGGGCUCACGUUACCUACAUCACCUCAACAACCCGGGUCGGGCGUAUUCCUCUCCUGCAUCUAUCCUCUGCUGCCAUUUUGCCAUUUAUGGGUCCCCGCCCCUCCCCUCUUUCGCUGCCAUCUUUCUGAAGCACCCAGCCCAGUCCCUGUCCCCGGCCCCUUAGCCCAGACUCGGAGGCGAAAGCAGCCCCGUCCCCUCGGUGCCCUCUUUCCCUCUUUCCCUAUUUACCUGGCCCCCUUUUUUAUUAUUAUCUACUGUUAUCUCUCUCCCCUCUGCCUCUCUGGCGCCGCCUUCUAUCUUCUCGGUCUUGUUCCUCGUCCUACCGGCUGGCUAAUAAGCCCGUCGCCUCUGCGCCUCAACCCCGUACCAAUUUGCCUCGUCACUCUCGUCUCCUGACCCGGGCUUCCAGGCUGCCAGGCUCGCCGUCCCCUCAUCCACUCACCGACGCAGGGCCAAGCGUACGAGAUUGCCACGAGCGGCAUUUCUUGAAACCCGUACUUCGAAACACAGAACUCACCACCGACACCACGCUGCAUUUUGCCACCUAUCCUCAUCAGUCGCAGCCGGCCGAUUCCCGGAGCCGACUGUUUACUUUCCGACUCGCUCCCCCCGUGCACCUGCACCUGCUCCUGCGCUACUUUUCGUGCAGCCGCAUCUCCGUCUUCAUCAGUUCCAAUCUCCGUCUCAGUGAUCUCAUUCCCGCCUGUUCUCUCCCUCUCUCCAUUGAUCCUUCCCGACAGACUGUGCCCUGUUGCAUGGGAACCAAGACGGCGCAUGCUUGUCUGUCGCCGAUCCACGGUCAUCGCCAUUUCGUUGCCCAACUGACCUCUUGGCCUGACUCAACUUUUCCUGGGAAACACCUCCUAUGCAGCAUUGAAACCGUCAUCUCCCUUAUGCCAGCAGCCCCACAGCGUAUUAUAGCAACUCCAACUACUCAAUCCCCUGUGCCGCCCGCAUUCCGUUCCGAGGCACGCUCGCGCGCCACCCAUGCUGCGCACCCGGCCUGUCCUCCCUCUCCCAAAACCUGCAGAGAGCCAUCAAUGCAUGAUUGACUGAGCCCUAUGCCCUACCACUCUUGGUCCCGACUUUCUUUACACGCCGAUCCGCUCCAGCGGGGGGUUGGGAACUUUGGGAUCAUCCACACCUACGACAUCUGAGGCGGUUCUUGCGGUGCUCGUACAGGUACCUUGUACCACGUACCUGGGGCACGCGACUCUACGCAACCCCCCAUGACCUCCACCCAAAUCGUCACCAUCAAAAUGUCCGACCACGAUGAUAACCACAUCAUCGAUCAUAACGGCGGUCUCGUCGCCGCCCUGCGUUCCGUGUGGUUCUACUAUAUAGCGUGCACACCAUGCAGGAAGGUCGGCCACCGUCGCGAGACCCGCAAGGAGGCAGCGCGAGAAAGGGGCCUGAAGGCGCGCUUGGAGAUGGAACAGCCCGGGCUCUACAGACACCCAAACCCCGAGAACACAAAUGAGUACUGGAUGGAGGACAUCAGGAUGGGCCCAAGCCUGCCCAAGAAGACCCCAAACGGCAAGAAUCAGAGCCAGGGAAAGAUGAACGGUGCCGGGCCUGCGGGUGCCGCCGUGGACGGAUCCCAGUUGGAACGAGGGCUCACCAACGGCAGCAGUGCAGCAUUCCAAGGCAACGACACCCCCGGAAGCCCUACCGUGGUAGCCGCAGACGACCUCGAGGCGAGAACGACGCUGUCCAUGUCCGUGGCAGACUCAGCGGACCUGGAGUGGAAUCACAAGAGAUACCAGAGAGAGGACGAGGAGCUGUGGGGCCACCAGAUGUACAACCGGGCCGGCCAACGACUUCGCGAGGUAAUAACAAAGGGUCGUGAUACGGCUGGCAGGCUGUUCGACACCAGGACCGGCCGCGAGCGCGAGAUUACCGAGGAGGAGCGACAACAGUUCUACGGCGAGUACUACGGCGCACCGAGGAACCCGCCCGUCAACGACUACCACCCACCAGUCGUCAGCAGCAGGCCCGCGCUGAAGGGAGAGUUCCGGUGGAUGCUGCAGCCGCCUCCACCGGCCAAGGUCAUGGAGGGCAAGGUGCCGGUGAGCAGGAGCGGGUCCAAGACAAGCGUCAACAGCCGCAGGACGCAGGCCUCGCUUGCCAGCAAGGAGGAGCUCGGGCUGGGCAAGGCGCUUGGGGAGAAGCUCGUCAAGGAUAAGAUCCGCAAGGGGGAGAAGCCCUCCGAGGCAGAGCUGACCGUCAUCACCGGGCCAAGGCCUAACAGCAGCCGUAGGACAAAGACGGCGUCUACGAUGAGCAGCAUCCCCAGCCAACGCUCCACCAGGAGCCGAAGCAACACUACGGGCUCUGAGUCUUCGGACACAAUCUACGAGCGCCGCAGGAAGAGGAGACUGGCCAAGCAGAAGGCCUCAGAGGAAGCUGGCUCAGAGGCCGACAAUGAGACCGACACCGAGGACCAGAGUCGACUUGAGCGACGCGCCUCGCAGAGGCCAAAGCUGCAAACCAUCGCCAGCUCCGACCUGGCCAGCAAGAAGUCCGACAACAGCGAGAACAUGCGCCCCUCCAAAUUGGCCCCGAUGAGCGAGCCAUCUUUGGCCCCGAGCCCCAUGUCUAAGGGCCCAUUGGAAGACAUCACCAACACCGCCAACCAAUCACCUGCGCCUGCCUCGCCCGUGGCAACCCCUCUGGCGGACAACAAGCCCGCCACCGCAUCUGCAGAUAGUGGGCUCGCAAUGGCUUAG